This is a messenger RNA of Paramacrobiotus metropolitanus, 1049 nucleotides long. RefSeq lists its product as uncharacterized. NCBI's taxonomy places the organism in Eukaryota, Metazoa, Tardigrada, Eutardigrada, Parachela, Macrobiotidae. The transcript has 4 exons. The record is from RefSeq and is a predicted model, not a curated record. The coding region runs from base 237 to 851 and encodes 204 amino acids.
UCACACAACUCGCUUGCAUUCGUCAAGAUCAUAAGAAUGAUUCUCCAUAGUCCAUGCUACGGUUUACACUUUACACUGCUUAUCAACUAACGAAUUACCCCGUUUUAUAAAUUUAGAAUUUACACCUACACCCGGUACUUAUAUAACCAUAGUGCAGGAGGCUUAGUUCACCACUACAUAGUUAAAGUUUCGAAAGUUCUACUGCAAUUUACGAACGGAUUGUAUAAGCCUGCAAAAUGCCACACCAUCAUCAAACCCCAGCUGGCGGAGUACCCCCGGGUUAUCCAUCAGGAUCGACGGUGCCACCAGGUUAUCCAUCGGGAUCGACAGUGGCACCUGGGUAUCCAGCGGGAGCCGUUCCCAGUUAUCCCGCCGGCGCAGUUCCCUCGUAUCCCGGAUAUCCCGCCGGGGCGGUUCCCACCUAUCCGGCCGGCGCUGUGCCCAGUUACCCCGCGGGAGCCGUUCCAGGGGGAGCUGCUGGACCGUACAGUCCAUACGGAGAAUAUGCCCUGCGAGCUGGACAACGGCUAGUUCCUGGACAGUCGCUUUUUGCCGAAGACCGCUCCGUGUAUCUGACGAUGCAGACCGACGGGAAUCUGGUGCUUUAUCGCAGCCGUGACAAUCAUGCAAUCUGGGCUUCUGAUACACAACACAAGCCUAUAACGGAAUGCGUCAUGCAAGAAGACGGAAAUCUCGUGCUAUACGACCAGCAUAAGCAUCCCUAUUGGUCAACAAAUACACACGGAAAUCCUGGUGCAGAGCUCAAAGUGCAGACAGAUGGAAAUCUGUGCCUUUAUGUUCAUGGCGGAAGAUGUAUAUGGGCCAGUCAAACAUACGGGAAAAAUCGCUGAGUAUUUUAUGAUAAAUUAUUCCUGUUUUUUUCCACUCUGUGAUCGUUUUACACCUUUUUUUUAUUAACAAUAACAUAAUUAAGACAAAGCACACUUCCUCUGCCCGUUUAAAGAAAUUUCUGUCAUCCUGAGAUACCCGGAUACGUUCGAGUAAUUCACUGCAAAAAAAUGGCGAUUGAAUUAAAUUUAGCGAGCACU